AUGGCUAUGGUCUAUGUCCCUAACCCUGGCGUCGGGCCAGCGACCUUGAUGGAUAAGCUACAAUGCCUUACACUUUUGCCUCUUUUACCUUGGACAUGUUUCCAAGUGCUUUUGCGAAGAGCUGUCUGGACAACAAAUGAUCUGAGUUUCAAAGCCGACUUCAUCUGCAACUUCCUUCGCUCAGCACAGCCCUUGCUGCCGAUGAGCAUUCUGAGAGAUACUACAAAGGAUUCCGAGCCCAAGUUCGCGACGUCGCGACGAUUUGCAAACAACAAAACAGAGCUAUACGAAAAAGUAUCUCGAAAGGAGUUUUCCGGCCGCUGGAUCUGUAAAGGCUGCCCCGGAAAAUCUACAACGGCAUCCAAUGUAGACUUGGUUCUCUUUUACAUUCACGGCGGAGCUUAUCAGGUCGGCCACCCAGCCUCUGCUCUCGCACCAUUUCUUCGUGUUGCCGAACUCGCAGAUAAGAAAGGCAUAUCUGUUGCUGUGUUUGCACUCGACUAUUCCUUGACACCAGAAGCACAGUUCCCCACUCAAGUCAGCCAAGCAAAAGCUGCGUACCGCUACCUAUUAGAGGAUCAAAAGAUCGAUGCCGCAAAGAUUGCCCCUAUUGGAGAUUCUGCAGGUGCACAUUUGAUCUUGAGCUUACUUUCGGUUUUGGCGGACGAAAAGUUACUCCCCAAACCUGGAGCUGGUGUUUUUCUGAUUGCUCCGUGGAUUGAUUUGCGUUGUUCUACAGGCGGCUCUUGGACUCGCAACCGAGACAGCGAUUAUCUGCGUCGUGAUAUAAUCAUUCGGGCCGGACUUCAAGUUAUGCCGCAUGAACUCGAUGCUACAGCGCCGCAUAUCAUCAACUUUGCCCUGCCACGACCUGAGAAACAGUCCUGGGCACAAAUCUUGCCUAGCAAAGUGUGGGUGGGUAUAGGAUCUAACGAGGUGUUGUUAGACGAGAACAUUGCUUUCGUCGAUCAUUUGAGGGCUGAUGGAGUAAAUGUUGAUUUUCAAAUUUACCAAGGCAAAGUACACGAUUGGCAGAUUGUUGAGGAUCUCCUGGACGCGGACAAAUAUUUCGCUACGGUCGGUGAAGUACCUCAGGGGAUGAUGCAGGGAGCCGCAAACUUGGCAGAAGUUAUCAUUUCGGCAAUGUCUUGA
Molecule: messenger RNA, 1152 nt
Organism: Aureobasidium melanogenum CBS 110374
Lineage: Eukaryota; Fungi; Ascomycota; Dothideomycetes; Dothideales; Saccotheciaceae
Product: alpha/beta-hydrolase
Exons: 3
Coding region: 1-1152 (383 amino acids)
Molecular function (GO): hydrolase activity
Source: RefSeq, a predicted model, not a curated record